Molecule: messenger RNA, 930 nt
Organism: Gongylonema pulchrum
Lineage: Eukaryota; Metazoa; Nematoda; Chromadorea; Rhabditida; Gongylonematidae
Source: the annotation of a GenBank genome assembly
AUGCGGCAUGGAUUUGCCACGCUCGUGCAAAUACUCAGGAUCCAUAGCCAGGCAUUUGAGGCAAAUCCGACAACUCUGAAGACCGUGCAUGAAACAGCAGCAGUUGAAUCACUGGAGGGUCCCGCUGAAAAAACAAAACCAAACAUGGGAAUACCAUGCUUGACCAUUCGCGACUCUCCAGAUUUAUGCUUCCGAGCUGUUUAUCAGGACUUCAGUGGUUGCAAAAUACUGAACACCGAAACUCUGUUGCAACUUGCCACUCGAAUUGCUUAUUGCAAGGCAAGCCACUUAUUUGUCAAUUUCGAAGUACGCACGACGGAUCGUUAUUUGUUGCCUUAUACAAAUCGGGAUUUAUUUCAAAUGACUCAAGUUUGUGAUGAACUUUAUGUUAAGCUGGUACCAUCGCUGGAUGUGCAAGCAAGCUAUAUUGAGCCAUAUGUGCUGCGCCGCGUUCUUGAAUGUUUUAUGGAUGAUUUUCCCCUUACAAAAGUUGUGCAUUUUGGCCCAAAUUUGGCAAAUGUGCUUAUUUCAAAUCGUGAUAUCCUCAACAGUGUGCAGACACGAGUUCCAAGAAUAUACCUCUCGCUGGAAAUUAAUGAGAACAAUGCCUCAAUGGUCAAUCAACUGCCACCUUUUGUCACGCUUUGUGUGGAGGGCCGGUAUCCAUUUGAAGCAGAGAAUUUGCUUUCGCCGCGACUCAAUGUUGUCCUGCGAUUUUCAACAAGCGAUCCGGGUUUUCUUUGUGCUGCCCCGGAAUCGAUCGCUAAAAAAGCUGUAUUGGCUACCAAGUUGGGCGACAAAUUUCCUGUACUAGGUUAUUUAUUACAAUUUUUCUUUUGCCAAUUGUUUGAUGUAUGCUGGUGCGUUUGCAUAGUGAUAAGUGACGGUACGCUCAGGUGCGCAGGUAGGGGGAAAUGUAAUGACAGGGAG